This is a messenger RNA of Aureobasidium subglaciale EXF-2481, 1479 nucleotides long. RefSeq lists its product as uncharacterized. The transcript has a single exon. The record is from RefSeq and is a predicted model, not a curated record. NCBI's taxonomy places the organism in Eukaryota, Fungi, Ascomycota, Dothideomycetes, Dothideales, Saccotheciaceae. Bases 222 to 1175 code for a protein of 317 amino acids.
CUCUCACCUCUCACCUCUCACCUCUCACCUCUCACCUCUCACCUCUCACCUCUCACCUCUCACCUCUCACCUCUCACCUCUCACCUCUCAACUUCUUCCACUAUCCCUCUUGAUCUUCUUUCUCCCUUGACCUCUCAAGUUGCAACCCCCUUUCCUCUUUCUUCUUCCUUCCAUCACAUCAUUCAAGCCUGAGGCUGAAUCGUUGUGCCCCUUUACCAACCAUGAUCAACCACGUCACGCACCAUGCGCUCGAGUUGUAUGCUACCUCGCUACCAGGUUGCAGCUCGAGCCAACAGAAGCUCUUCAACGAGCUUGUCACCACUCUCCAUGAACAAGAACUGCAGUCGCUCGCCGCGCAGCACCAUGCCAUCAUGCAGCAGCCCGUUUCCGCUCAGCAGAACGUCUCUGCGCAGAGCCCUCACACCAUGCCAGGCCAUCCGCACUUCUCUGUGCAGCAUCAUGCCACCAUGCAGCAGCCUGCUCCCGCUCGGCAGAAUGUCUCUGCGCAGCGUGUCCUCACUAUCAAGCCUGCUCUUGUCAUGCGUAGACCGCCCAAGAUCAAGCUCGAGCCCAUGGACCGUAGCAACAUCCUGUUCAUCGAGGCUCUUCCACACCGCCACAGUCGCGCUUUCAACACGCUCGCCGUCGACAUUGAAGAAACUGACGACGACACCGACGAUGAAGUCGACUUCGAAAUGGAUUUCAGUGGAUGCGAGUCGGCAAACGAGUCUGACCAUGUGCCCGUUGACAAGUACGUGGACGACAGAAUCAAUGACAGAGAAGCAUACGAUGCCGAAAUCGCCAACCUGAUGCAGUUCUGUCCCAUCAGUCUCAGCACUAAGGGUUGUCCUCACCGCGAGAAAUGCACACUCAAGAAGGUGUGCUACUUCAACACAAGCAGACCAAAGUGUCGUAAGGAUGGCUGUGAAUUCUCGCACGACGUCAUGGUCACCUGUUGCGAUAUGAUCUGCAAUGGCCACUGCAAGAGAGAAGAGUGCAGAUACAGCCACGGUCAAGUACGCAAGAUCAUGACGAUGUUCGCCGAAGACCACUCGAAGGGCGUUUAUGACGUCGCCAAAGACGAAUCUUCAACUGAAGCUGUCACAGCCCACACGGAGGAAGUCUCGGCUGAAGCUGAGACUGCCCAAGGUAACGAGACUUCGGUUGAGGUUUGAAUCGCAGACCUUGACACUACAAAAACGACUCUCAAGGAAGAGAAAGAAACUGGGAGAUGGUCAUCAAUGUAAAUUAGUUUGAAAUUAUCGAGAUUGACCACCAAUUGUUGCUUGCAUUAUAUAUAUUGAAAUGGUGACUGCGCUCCAGCUCGCUCUGGGUCAUUAGUAUCAAUGUCUUGUGGUAGAAGUGUGAGAAUUGUGUUGUUGCUGUGAUGAGUUGAAAAUGGACCCGGCAAUCGCACUUUGGAUUGGCUGUCGCAGACGAUGGAGCAACUUUGAUCCUCACAUUCGAGUCGACUUGUCC